UACUUUAAUAAUACAGUUGAAAAGUGGAUCACUUCUGAAAUGACCAUCACGUACACUCGACAUGUGGCUAAUGCACGUCUCGGGACAUUUUCUCGACUGUUGCUUCACUGGAGAGGAAGCAUCUACAAGCUGCUAUAUCGUGAACUUCUUAUCUUUAUCACCCUCUACUGCAUCCUCAGUGCUUUCUAUAGGGUAAUUUUGUCAGAAGAGCAGAAGAGAAUGUUUGAAAAACUUUCCAUUUACUGCAACCAGUAUGCAGAACUUAUUCCAGUCUCCUUUGUCUUAGGCUUCUAUGUGACGUUGGUGGUGUCACGUUGGUGGAAUCAGUAUGAAAGCGUGCCCUGGCCUGACCGUCUUAGCUGCUUGGUGGCCUGCCACGUUGGAGGCACGAAUGAGGCUGGUCGGAUUCUCAGACGAACUCUGAUGCGAUAUGCCAAUCUGUCAGCUGUACUGAUAUUCCGCUCUAUCAGCACUGCAGUAUACAAACGCUUCCCCACUAUGGAGCAUGUUGUUCAUGCAGGUUUCAUGACUUCUGAUGAAUACAAGCAACUUGAAAGUCUGCCUUGUUCCCAUAAUAAGUUUUGGGUCCCAUGUGUCUGGUUUGUAAGCCUAGCAAUGACGGCAAGGCACAAUGGUGACAUCGUCAAUGAUGUAGCCCUUCAAGCUAUUCUCAGUGAGCUUAACAGCUUGCGGGACCAAUGUGGGAAGCUGUACAGUUAUGAUUGGAUCAGUAUCCCACUGGUCUACACUCAGGUUGUGACUAUGGCUGUAUACAGCUUCUUCCUUGCCUCUUUGAUUGGUCGCCAAUUUUUGGAUCCUACCCAGGGUUAUCCAGGCCAUGAAUUGGACCUGUUUAUCCCAGUUUUCACUCUCUUGCAGUUUUUCUUCUAUGCUGGCUGGCUAAAGGUGGCAGAACAGUUGAUUAACCCCUUCGGUGAAGAUGAUGACGACUUUGAGACCAACUGGUUACUAGAUCGUAACUUGCAGGUUUCAUUCCUGACCGUGGAUGAAAUGUAUGAGAAUUUUCCAGCCCUGGAGAAGGAUAAGUACUGGAAUGAUUCAGAACCACAGCCACCCUAUACCAUGGCAACAGUGGACCAUAAAAUACCAUCAUUCAUGGGCUCCACAUUUGACAUAAACAUACCAAAGGAGGACAUGGAAUUUGAAAUGCUAGGACAAAUUAAAGAGCAUGAAGAAGCAAACCACGCCACCAAUCUGGGUACUCCUGGACGACUACCCGGAAAGCUGUCGCCCAGACAUCCUUGUACUAGUCCGAAGGCAAACCUACUCAGAUUACACAGUGGGACACCUAUGAGCCACAUUCAACUAUGUUUGCACCAGGAAUCACCUCCCUCCUCCAAUAAAAAAUCCUAUACCCCAAAUUCAUCAUGGACGGGGGUGGUGGACAGCCCAAACCCAGACAAGACUACCGAUUUAGAUUUUGCCUUCAUGUCUGUGCCCUUCUGCAACAGGCCUGGUUUCUACAGCUGCCCUCCGACACCAAUCCACUCUGUGCCAAUGUUUCCAUGUUCUUCAAGAUCCAAGCAUUCUACAGCAAGUGGGAAAGUAGGGCAAGAAUUACAAUGCAGUACUGGUUCUCUCUGUCCACCGAUUUUAACACAAACAAGUUUCAUUGAUAUUCCAGAUACUACAAACAUGGGGCUUAAUUCUUUGAUGCUAAAUGAAGAGAAUGAGUCAAUAUCAGGCCAAGGAACUCUCCAUUUCCUAAAAAAGACUCAAGCCAAGGAUCCAUCAUCAUGCACUCAAGUAAGCCCAACAAUUGUAGAAUUACAAUCUGAUGAAGUCAACCUACAGUUUUGUUUUCCUGAAGGCCCAAAAAAUCUUGAAAUUGAGCACCCCAAAGGGCUAAUGGCUCGCAGACAACCUAGAUGGACACUGGAAAACCUACCUUUAGAGAAGAAGUCUCUGUCCACCAGGGGGUUUCAAACACAAGCUUUGGUUUAG
Molecule: messenger RNA, 1965 nt
Organism: Erpetoichthys calabaricus (reedfish)
Lineage: Eukaryota; Metazoa; Chordata; Cladistia; Polypteriformes; Polypteridae
Product: bestrophin-2-like
Exons: 9
Coding region: 40-1965 (641 amino acids)
Molecular function (GO): chloride channel activity
Source: RefSeq, a predicted model, not a curated record